UUUGCACAAUGAAACAGUUUACGGAAAGUUUUGCGUGCUUCUGCUUCCUGGCGCUAGUUCGUAGUGUUACUUUAACUGAAGUUGUUGACGACAAAAAAAGAGAACCCAUUGGCGAAAAUGUGACAGUGCAGGCCGUCAUCUUCUAUGAUUCAGCGUAUCUGGACCGUAUAAAGAAGAAUACUGAAAGCAAUUCGGAUGGCAGCAACUCAGUGGAAAAUUAUUUCAAACAACUUUUUCAAAAGGUUGAAUCGCACUUUCAUAAUCACUCAAUAAAUAUAACGGUAAAGGUCAAACAAGUUACACAGAAAAACGACUUCCCUACCUACUCAGGACUUUUCUUUAGUGAAAAAGAAAUGCUGGAGAACCUUACAAAAUUUGGACAAUCUUUAGGACUACCUCAGAACACAAUAUUUUACCGGUUUACUUGGAGCGAUAAGAAGUUCAUGGGGACUGGCUCCAGACCUCGGAGUGAGUCAGCCUUGGAGACCGAUGGAACGUUUUGUACAAGUAAUACAAGCGGUGCGGUCAUUCUACACCACCAUCAAUCUGAGAAUCCUUGGUCGACAAUAAAGGCAACGGCAUUUACAUUUGGCUCGAAGCACUUCUUCAAUUUUUCUCGCCAGGACUGGACAACGAUGAAUCAGACGUUCUUGAGAUGUCCCAAAGGGGAACAAAAUCUAGACAUUCUGGCAUGUUGACAAGAUUGAGCUGACAGCCACCUACAUGUACACCUUUCCAUUGACUUGACUAAAAAGAGUUAAAAAGAUUAUAUUGAAAUCAACUGGACAUCUUCGGAAAAUAAACCGUUGAUUGCA
Messenger RNA from Dermacentor silvarum, 815 nucleotides. RefSeq lists its product as uncharacterized. The coding region runs from base 9 to 698 and encodes 229 amino acids. Gene Ontology annotation, molecular function: metallopeptidase activity. The record is from RefSeq and is a predicted model, not a curated record. The transcript has 8 exons. Lineage: Eukaryota; Metazoa; Arthropoda; Arachnida; Ixodida; Ixodidae.